Molecule: messenger RNA, 1553 nt
Organism: Sarcophilus harrisii (Tasmanian devil)
Lineage: Eukaryota; Metazoa; Chordata; Mammalia; Dasyuromorphia; Dasyuridae
Gene: PRKACB
Product: protein kinase cAMP-activated catalytic subunit beta
Exons: 12
Coding region: 106-1458 (450 amino acids)
Biological process (GO): peptidyl-serine phosphorylation
Cellular component (GO): nucleus; cAMP-dependent protein kinase complex
Molecular function (GO): ATP binding; cAMP-dependent protein kinase activity
Source: RefSeq, a predicted model, not a curated record
GCAAACAGGAAGUUUGAUACUUGCAUAGCUCUUAGUUUCGAUGUUAGAAGUUAUCGAGCUUCUUCUGGGCAUUGUCUUUGGUAUUAAAAAGUCUCAUGUAGAUGAAUGGCAGCUAGGAGGGGGCUGCCUUGUAACCAGUGUACAGGGACUACCACCACUCUUCAAAAACUUGAAGGUUUUGCUAGCCGAUUGUUUCAUAGACAGCCUAAGGGUGCAGCUCAUGAUUUGAAAACAGAUCUGGAAAAUGAGAGCCUUCAUUUCUCUGAAUACACUGCCUUAUGGGACAGAUCAAUGAGAGACUUCCUGUCCAAGGCCAAGGAAGAAUUCUUGAGGAAAUGGGAAAAUCCCACCCAGAGGAAUGGAAUGGGCUGCCUCAGGAGGUGGUGGGGGCUCCUUCCUUGGAGGUCUGCAAGCAGAGGCUGGACGAGCGCUUGUCGGACUACUGCUGCUCUGGAGGACUUUGAGAGAAAGAAAACUCUUGGAACUGGAUCAUUUGGACGUGUCAUGCUUGUGAAACACAAGGCUACUGAACAGUAUUAUGCUAUGAAAAUCCUUGAUAAGCAGAAGAAAGAGAAGACUCUGGUAGAGAAUACUUGCACUAGACAAGGCAAAUGUGCUCCACAAACACAGCAGGAAAAAGUUGUUAAGCUGAAGCAGAUUGAGCAUACCUUGAAUGAGAAAAGGAUCCUUCAGGCUGUGAAUUUUCCUUUCCUGGUCAAGCUGGAAUAUGCUUUCAAGGACAAUUCUAACCUGUACAUGGUUAUGGAAUAUGUGCCCGGUGGUGAGAUGUUUUCCCACCUGAGAAAGAUUGGCCGAUUCAGCGAGCCCCAUGCCCGCUUCUAUGCCUCCCAGAUUGUUCUGACUUUUGAGUAUCUUCAUGCUCUUGACCUGGUCUAUCGUGACCUGAAGCCUGAAAAUCUUCUGAUUGACAAAUAUGGAUACAUCCUGGUCACUGACUUUGGAUUCGCCAAAAGGGUGAAGGGCAGAACCUGGACCCUUUGUGGAACCCCUGAAUACUUGGCUCCUGAGAUCAUCCUCAGCAAGGGAUACAACAAGGCCGUGGACUGGUGGGCCCUGGGAGUGCUGAUCUAUGAGAUGACCGCUGGUUAUCCUCCCUUCUUUGCUGACCAGCCCAUCCAGAUCUACGAAAAGAUCAUUUCCGGAAAGGUCCGUUUCCCCUCCCACUUCAGCUCCGAACUCAAGGACCUUCUGAGGAACCUGCUCCAGGUUGACCUGACUAAGCGUUUCGGGAACCUGAAGAAUGGUGUUGGUGACAUCAAGCACCACCGUUGGUUUUCUGCCAUUGACUGGAUUGCCAUUUUUCAGAGAAAAGUGGAAGCGCCAUUCGUUCCCCGCUACCGAGGUGCUGGCGAUACCAGCAACUUCGAUGAUUACGAAGAAGAGGACAUCCGUGUCUCUCUUACCGAGAAAUGUGCGAAGGAAUUCGCUGAUUUUUAAAGUGGGCCCAGCAGGUCUCACCCUUUUGCACCAUGUUAUAAGAAAAGGCGAAGCUGAACAUCAUCGUGUAACAACAGUGAUACCAUCUAGUUCCU